This is a messenger RNA of Zea mays, 1042 nucleotides long. RefSeq lists its product as uncharacterized. The record is from RefSeq and is marked predicted. The coding region runs from base 190 to 846 and encodes 218 amino acids. NCBI's taxonomy places the organism in Eukaryota, Viridiplantae, Streptophyta, Magnoliopsida, Poales, Poaceae. The transcript is spliced from 3 exons.
AGUGGCUGCACCUCGGUCCCAGCUGUCAGCGAACGGCAACGAGGCAAACACAUGACGCCUCUCUUCUCUUCCGUGUAGAUCUCGCUUAGAAUUCGUGUACCAGAAACCCCGGCCCUAACCGCGCCCGCACCCUCGCCCUUGGCUCGCCGGAGAUUAACGCUACAGCCGUAAUCACGUAAAUUCCUUUUCAUGGAGGGUGUGGGCGCGCGGCUAGGGCGCACUUCGGCGCGCUACGGGCCGGCGACGACGUUCACGGGCCAUGUCAGGAAGUGGCGCAAGGAGUGGGUACCAGUGGUCGCCGCCGCCGCCGCCGCCGCCGCCAACGCCAACACCAGCGCCAACGGUGGCACGACGUCCUCCACGGGGAUGGGAUCUGGCGGAGGAUCCCGCGGGAAUAAUCUUCUCCUGUUUAAGUGGACCCCGGUGAACGGGGCUAACGGGGGAGGAGGGGAUGGGGAGCAGCAGCAGCAGGCUGAGACGGCCACGAGACGCCGGCGGUAUGUGCCGGUUUCUUUAAUGGAAGAGCAAAGGCAAGAAUCUACCAAAUCUGAUGAUGAGAACAAGGCUAAUGAUGGAGAUCCAUCUUCGAAUGAAACUGAGCCAUCAAAUGGAAAGACUGAUAUCAAUGAUACACCUAUGGAUGAAUCUCAGGCAACAGAUGAGGAUGGUCGAGAUUCUGGUAAAAACGGCGGUGGAACAGACCUAAAUUUGAAUUUAGGUUUGAAAGACCCGGAUGGUGAUAAUGAAGUUGAGACAUCAGAGAAACAUGUAGCGGCAAACAAUCCGCAGACAGAGAAUAGAUCCAAGAGGAAAUCCGUAACCCCUGACCUUGAGAUGACAAUGUAACCCAGAAAUUUCAUUUGUCUUAAUUUUACUAUUUGCCAUGAGCCCAUGAGGUGUGUAACUUGGGUACGUUCUCAUCGUAGAAACAUUUAAGUAAAAUCGAUUACAGGACAUACAAUAGUGUGAACUGAAGAAACCUUUUUUUACUCGAACAUGGAGAAUUGUCUAAAGUCAUUGUCAAAUAUAAUUUAAUUUUCCA